AUGAAUUCUUCGAAUGAAAUAAACAAAUCAGCGAAUAUAACUGCGAAGAAAUCAAAUAAAAACAACUCGAUACCAUUGACAUCAUCAUCAUCAUCAUCAGCGACAACGACGACGACGACAACAACAAUUCAACAAAAAUCCUUACAACAAAACAGAAAAAGAAAAUUAGAUGACUUUCAAAAUCUAACAAUAAAACAAGAAGAUCAAGAAAAAUGGCAAUUUAAAUAUGAGAAUAUGUCUGAUAACGAUAUUAAAGAACGAUUACUUAAGAUAAUAAUGAAUGAUAUUUAUCUUCGAAACAAAAUUAAACAAAGAUUAGAAACAGAUAAAACACUUGUAUUAUUCAUACGACAAUAUGCUUCUACACUUGCUAAAUAUUCUUGUUUAAAAUCAGAAUUAGAAUUAUUUCAAAACUAUAUAAAUAUGACACAACCUAUAUUUGAUUGGCUCUCUGGAAUGUCUGAAACAUUAAUCAAACGCAAUAAUAUAAAUGAUAAUAUUUUUCAAAUCGAAAGAUAUAUAAAUAAACAAUCGACAGUGUCUGAAAAACAAUUGAAAAAUAUCGCUAAUAAAUUAGCAAUAUUUACAGAAUGUCAAAUAGAAAUGAACACAUCAUCAAGAAUUGAUAUACGACAAAUAAUGUCUUUAAUGCAUAAAUUUAUAGAACAAGAUCAACACGAAUUCAAGAUUGAACUGAAAAAGAAACGAUAUUUAUUGAUGUUAAAUAUCAAAGACAUUCGUUUAAUACAUGAAUUUUAUCAUUUACAACCGACUUUUCCACAGUUAUCUAUAGCCGAAUAUAUUUGGGAAGCUGCUAUUGGUGAACAACGAUCAAAAAAUAUGCAAUCUAAUCUAUUAAAUAAAUACAAAGUUGUAGAUAAUCAAAAAAGUAUAGAAGAACAAAAGAGAAGAUUCCUUGCCUUGAACGAAAAGGAGGAGGAUGAAGAAGAACAAGGAGCCGCAAUCGUCAUCAAAGGAAAAGAUUCUUUAACGACCAAAUAUUCAAAAUUAAAUACUGAUUUAUUGAUGAAUAUUAUUGAAAGUCGUGAAAAAAUAUUAGUACAACGUAUAGAAUUUGAUUGUGAUUUUAAAAAGGCAUUUCCUACCGAUAACUAUCAUAAUGAUGAUGAUGAUGAUAUAGAUCGUGAUGAGAAGUGA
Molecule: messenger RNA, 1158 nt
Organism: Adineta steineri
Lineage: Eukaryota; Metazoa; Rotifera; Eurotatoria; Adinetida; Adinetidae
Source: the annotation of a GenBank genome assembly